Messenger RNA from Danio rerio (zebrafish), 5501 nucleotides. Lineage: Eukaryota; Metazoa; Chordata; Actinopteri; Cypriniformes; Danionidae. The record is from RefSeq and is a predicted model, not a curated record.
AUUGCAGAGCUUAUCCGCGGUAUUAGGCAGAAUCGUGGACCCGCAUGGCUCAUAAAUACAGCACCAUGGGUAAACCUCUGUGUGGGAUGACCAGCGUGAGAUUCGAUGCUGAUGAGAUUAAACGGCUGGGAAAGAGGUUUAAGAAACUCGACCUGGAUAAUUCAGGAUCUCUGAGCGUGGAGGAGUUCAUGUCCUUGCCCGAGUUGCAGCAGAAUCCGCUGGUGCAGAGAGUCAUCGACAUAUUCGACACCGACGGGAACGGAGAGGUGGAUUUCAAAGAGUUCAUCGAAGGCGUCUCUCAGUUCAGUGUGAAGGGAGAUAAAGAGAUGAAACUGCGCUUCGCCUUUAGGAUCUACGACAUGGACAAAGACGGCUAUAUUUCCAACGGCGAGCUGUUCCAGGUGCUGAAGAUGAUGGUGGGCAACAACCUGAAGGACACGCAACUGCAGCAGAUCGUGGAUAAAACCAUCAUCAACGCAGACAAAGACGGAGACGGGAGAAUAUCCUUCGAGGAGUUCUGCGCCGUUGUUGGAGGUCUGGAUAUACACAAGAAGAUGGUUGUGGACGUGUGAUGGAGCUGCUCUCCAUCUGAUCCGCUUUCCUCUCUGGAUAUCCAGCAAAUGCUCUCUGUGUGUUUCAAUGGAAGUAUUUAAGCCACUUUUGUCAACUAGAAGCCAGUGUGUGUGUGCGCGAGUGUGUGUGCGUGAGUAUGUGUGUGUGUGUGUGUUAUUGAGCUGCUCAAUAACCUGCUGGCGGACACUGAACGAGCAUCUCAGCUGAGGAGGAAACCAUAUUUAUUUAGUUUUAUUUUUUAAUGCUUUUGUUUGUUUGUUUUUUUACAAUUAAUUUAAUCUUUUGAAGAAGAAGAAGAAGAAAAAAUAUUAAGUAUGAUAUCUAUAAGUAUAUAUAUAUAUAAGGUAUGACGUGUGCCAAGCAGAACAUACAGAACAAACACACAAACAAAAAGCUUCUCUUCAACUGCAUGACGAAACCGAGCGUCUGUCUGUUUGACUUUGUGAUAUACACUAUUUCUAUUAUUCUAGCAUCUAACCAUGUUUAAUACCUGUUCUUUUGUAUUAAUGGUGAUCAUGUAUAAAUGUUUAUAUUGAAAGUGCAUCUUCUGUCAUUGAGACGGUGUUGUAGAAUGUUAAUUAACAAGACAACAAUUCGGUUCACGCUUCACGUUAAUCCCAGAUGCAGCAGCCGACGCGCAUAAUUAGUUCUAAUGCAUGUGCGAAUGUCAAAGCAAAUCUGCGCUGAAAGUUUGCUUGUUUUUAAAUAUUUAGCAGGUAUCUAUGGUACUUUGGGUGCGUUUCCAUCCUAAGAUGCGAAUUUGAUUAAUGCGCAAACUGCAAUAUUGCAUUAAACGUUCGAGGAUGAAGCAGCGUUUCCAUUCUGACUGUAGUUUGAUGUGUUUGUUCUCCUCUAAUAAAUGAGCUGCGCUGCAGAAGACGAAAUGCAAUGAGCGCGGUGGCUUUUGGAGGCGUGAGACAGGAGUGCAGACAGAUGCUCAAGACAGUUCUGGAGGAUAUAGUAACAGAAGACGAAUGAUACUGAAGCACUGUGGUGGCCUUUGUAAUCAGCACAACAACAUUUUUAGAUCGUUUACAAUAUAAAGCUGGAAACAUGGAGAGCUGCAGACCAGCACUGAUGACGCAAACACCCUCACACACACAUUUACACUUGUAAAAUCAUCCAAAUGCGCAGACUUUAUUCACUGAAUGUGUUUAUAUUGUAGUUUAUGUGCAUUGUUCUUAUUAGAAAUAAAGUUAAUCCUACUUAAAUGUGCACAUGGGUUUUUUUUAUGCGCAUCUUUGUGUAUUUUGUAAAUUGAUAUUCUAAAAUGCGCAUAAAAACAGGAUUAAAACACAGCUUCUGAUUUUAAUAUCAUUUUAAAAAGCCAACGUCGUGAAAGUCUUGAAAUUAUCCUGUGUAACACACUGAGUUUUCCAUUGGCCUGUGUUAAUUACUCAGGUUAAAGUAACGUAUUGCAUGAGAAAUGAGUGAUGGAAAGGCAAAGUUUUGAAUAAUAAUCCCUUAAUUUUGCUUUUUUGAAGUGCUCUGGACGUAAUGCGAGGUUAAUGCGAACACAUUUGCCUACCAAACUCGUGACGUGACUACAUUAUGCUUGCCUUGUUUACUGUUGGUUGCUAGGCUACCAAUACUACAGUCAGCCACUCUUGUUGGAAACGCACGCAAUUACCAUUUAGGAUUAUUAUUUGCGAAUUUUAAAAAGAUCUGCUUCACUUUAGGAGGGAAACCCAGCUAUUGAUUAUCAUAUAAAUGUAGAAUUCAGGGUGUUUAGUGACACCGGUGGCCGUUCUGUGAACUGCAGCAGCAUGUUGUUGCUCGAAAUUACCGACUGGAAAUUGCUUGCUUGAUGUGGACUUGGUUUUUUUUUACAACUUGAUGUAAUGCACGUAAUUCGCAUUAUGUAUUAUUAUUUGCAACCUUUACAAAGUUUUGCUUCACUUUAGGAUGGAAACGCAGCUAUUGAGUACCGUAUGAAAGAUUAAUGUAGAAUUUAGAAUGUUUUUAGUGACACCGGUGGCCGUUCUGUGAACUGCAGCAGCAUCUUAUUGCUCACAAUUACAGAUGGAAAAUUGCUUGCUUGAGGUGGUUUUGGAUUUGGUUAAACAAAGGUUAAUGCGAAGACAUUUGCCGAAUAAAUGCGUGACGUGACUACAUUAUGCUUGCCUUGUUUACCAUUGGUUGCUAGGCUACCAAUACUACAGUCAGCCACUCUAACUUGUUGAAAAUACACGUCAUUCCAAUUUAGGAUUAUAACUUGUGAAUUUUAAAUAGAUUUGCUUUACUUUAGGAUGGAAACCCACCUAUUGAUUACCGUAUAAAAUAUUAAUGUAGAAUUCAGAAUGUUUUAGUGACACCGGAGGCCGUUCUGUGAACUGCAGCAGCAUCUUUUUGCUCACAGUUACGGAUUUUUAGAUGGAAAAUUAAUAGUAAAUUACCGUAAAGAGAUCAUGUUUGAUCAGGCUCUUUAAAAAAAUGAAAUACUAGAAUCUUUGUUUCGUCUGUUUUUCGAAAUGCUUGAUGGAAACGCAUGUAAUUUAAGAUUAAUUUAAGAUUAUUGUUUUUGCUUCACUUUAGGAUGGAAACCCAGCUAUUAAGUACCGUAUAAAUGAUUAAUGUAUAAAUUAAUGCGUUUUAGUGACAUCGGUGGCCGUUCUGUGAACUGCAGUAGCAUUUUAUUGCAUGCAAUUACAGACGGAAAAUUACUGGUAAUUUACUGUAAAGAAAUUAAUUACAGAAAAUACAGCAAUUUUACGAAAUGCAAAGUAAAUUGAUUAAAUUUUGUGCAUAUUUUGAAUAUAUUUGGUAACACGUUAAUAAUUAGAAGAUUACAUUAGCUGAUUUUAGUUUAAAAACAAUGAACUAUACAUUUAUUACAGUAUUUACACAUCUUUGGUAACGUUAAUCAAAAUAAAGUCGUUCUUAGUUAACCAAGUAGUUAAUUAACUUACAGUGCAUUGAAUAAUGUUAGUAAGCACAACUUUGGAUUUUAUGAGUGCAUUAGUAAAUGUUGAACUAUGAUUAAUAAAUGCUGUGCUAGUAUGUUCAUGUUAGAAAAUACAUACUAUUACUAACGGAGCCCGAUAACCGUAUAUCAUAACAUUUGGCAUAUAACUGAUUCCUUAACAAACCUCUACUUGUUCAAACGUUGAUCUCAAAAAUAAUCCUGUGAUCUUUCUUUCAGCUGAAAAUGUUUUGCUUUGACAUUUAAUGUGUGUGAAGUAUCUAAGCUGAGAUCCUCUAUAUCCAUGGUUUCAUCUCCGUCUUUUGUAUAGUCAAAUAUAACAGCAGCAGAUACUCUUGUGCUUUAAUAACCGUAUGUAUUACAGUUUAUUCAACACACACAAGCUUUAAAACAGCCAAAAGCUUGUAAAAUGGGUUCAGUGAAAUGUUCUUCAACAAGACUAGAGGUUCAAGUCAGGAAUGCAUUUACUCUGAAUGUUUACAUGCAUGACUGGAGCAACCAAAUCUCAGCCCUCUUUAACCCAGUUAUUCUGGCUUCUGCUGUGCUUGCUUUAACUUCUGCAUGUUUCACCUCUGCUUGAUGUGAAAUUUAUAUCCGACGGCAAAAGAACCACAAAAUGCAUUACUUGUGUUGCCAAAUUGCAAAUGCAUUUAUAUUAUUGUCAGAUAAUUAUGUUUGAUUAAGAGGCCUGUACCAUGAUGGAGGCUCAACAAACUCAGGGUUACAGGAUCAGUUUUUGUUAACCAUACCGGUGGAGUCAGGCUUUGUUGUUAGUGUGAUGAUGCAUUGCAGGGCAUCAACUUUGUUAGCUCAGGCUUUGAUCCUGAGUUCAUGAAGGCGGGGAAUCAGUAGCUAACAGCCAAUCACAGACCUCAAAACAUAAAGAUGCUGUAAUUGAGUUAAAGUGUAGUCUGCACAAUUUAUAGGCUAAGAUUAAAAAAAUUGCUAAUUAAUGACGUUAAGGUAAUAUGUACAGUUGAUAAUGCGUAUUGUGUAGGUUUACAGAAACUCUAAAAUUUAAGCUCAUGAAACUUUUAUCAAAGCUUAAUCUGAUGAUUAAAAAAUAAAGCUUUAAAAUUUCAGAUGCAUAUCUGUACAUUUAUAUACAAUUAGACUAAAUGGUUAAGACUAUAAUAAAUAUAUAAAUCAUCUAAUAUAUUUAAAUUCAUUUCAUCUAGGUUUCACUAUUAAGUGACUUAAUUUAACACAAGAGAAAGUAAAGGCUUGUCUUUGUCAUUGAUUAGUGAUCUCUAAACCAGAACUGAACUCACCUGAACUUAGCCUCAACAUAACCAGAACAAGGCCAGAACUUAUCCUACACAUAGCCCAAACUUAACCUUAACAUAACCAAAACAUGGCCAGUACUUAUCCUGAACAUAGCUUCUAAUUUACCUGAACAUAACCAGAACAUAGCCAGAACUUAUCCUGAACAUAACCUCAACUUAAGCUAAACAUGACUAGAACUUAUCCUAAACAUAGCCUCAACUUAUGCAGAACAUGGACAGAAAGUCCACCUGAACAUAACCAGAACAUGACCUGAACGUAGCCUCAGCAUAUCCAAAACUUAACCUGAACAUAGAAUAAACUUAUCCUAAACAUAGCCAGAACUUUUCCUGAACAUAACAACUAGAGCUGGUUAGCCAUGCAGCGCAAGUUACCAUGGCAACAAAGAGCAGUUAUUGCCAAAAUACUUAUGUUGUACCUGAAACCCAGGAUUGCAGUAAACUAAAACUAAUCUGGCUAACCAUCAAAUCCGGCUUCAUGGUACAGGCCCCGGUUCCAUCAUCUCCCCCUGUUUUGUAAAUACAAUUUAUCGAAGCUUUCUAAAGGUUUUCUGCAGCCUCUGGUGAAUGAUUUGGGUUUGUCCUACAUAUAAAAGCACAUUAAUGCGUGAGUUAUGGGAUGUUUUGUUUCUUUUUCUUGCAUGCUGCAUCAGAUUAACUGCUAUGGGAUUUAUGGACUACCUGAUAUUGUAUGAAACAAUAAAGAUUUAAACUUGACAUUG